AUGUCCUAUCGCGGAGGAAGACGAGAGAAGGCAGAGCCCUUCGACCACCUCGUUAAGCUGUUGGUCCUAGGUGACAGUUCUGUUGGAAAGUCAAGUCUUCUUCUACGUUUCGCCGAGAAUAAAUUCGACCCGAACUUCGUGCUAACAAUCGGAGUGGACUUCAAGACAAAAGUCGUCGAAUGCGGUGGCCGACGGAUAAAGCUGCAAGUGUGGGACACUGCUGGCCAAGAGCGUUUUCGCACGAUUACGCCGGACAUUCGGCGUUGGAUGCAAAACGUUGAGGAAUACGCCGACCCUAGCAUCGUUCGCGUCCUAGUGGCCAACAAGCUCGACCUUCAAGCUCAGAGGCAAGUUUCGCGCUCAAAGGGUGAGGAUUUGGCUCGCGAGUACUCAAUUCCCUUCAUUGAAACGUCUGCCAAAGGCAACGUCAACGUCGAGGAGGCUUUCAUGUACGUCAACUUGGCUGCUAGCCUAUCUGCUGUGUUUUAUCGCCACUGA
This is a messenger RNA of Eimeria maxima, 498 nucleotides long. Its product is annotated as Ras-related protein RAB8-1, related. Gene Ontology annotation, molecular function: GTPase activity; GTP binding. The transcript has 5 exons. Gene Ontology annotation, biological process: protein secretion; regulation of exocytosis. The record is from RefSeq and is a predicted model, not a curated record. The coding region runs from base 1 to 498 and encodes 165 amino acids. Lineage: Eukaryota; Apicomplexa; Conoidasida; Eucoccidiorida; Eimeriidae.